AGCUAAAAAAAUGUCUUCUGACCAGUCUCGACUUUUACUCCAAAAACAAUUAAAUGACCUUACAAAAAAUCCUGUUGAUGGUUUUAGUGCGGGUCUUGUCGAUGAAAGCAAUAUAUACAAAUGGCAAGUGUUCAUAAUGGGACCGCCUAGCUCGCCAUAUGAAGGCGGAAAUUUUCGUGCAGAGCUUAUCUUUCCAAAAGACUAUCCAUUAUGUCCACCUACAAUGCGGUUUAUUUCAAGAAUUCUUCAUCCUAAUAUAGACCGUGAGGGAAAUGUCUGCAUUUCUAUUUUGCAUGAGCCCGGAGACGAUAGAUUUGGAUAUGAAAAGGCAAGUGAACGUUGGUUGCCUGUACACACUGUUGAGACUAUUUUAAUUUCUGGUAAUGUUUUUCGGUUAUGUUGUUUCCCUCUCCCGCCAAAUUUCCACAAGGAAAUUUUGUGA
Meloidogyne enterolobii is the source of this 442-nucleotide messenger RNA. The record is from the annotation of a GenBank genome assembly. Lineage: Eukaryota; Metazoa; Nematoda; Chromadorea; Rhabditida; Meloidogynidae.